This is a messenger RNA of Penicillium argentinense, 828 nucleotides long. RefSeq lists its product as uncharacterized. The record is from RefSeq and is a predicted model, not a curated record. The transcript has 2 exons. The coding region runs from base 1 to 828 and encodes 275 amino acids. NCBI's taxonomy places the organism in Eukaryota, Fungi, Ascomycota, Eurotiomycetes, Eurotiales, Aspergillaceae.
AUGCCCCAAGGCUACGCUCUUCGCAAUAAGGGCGGGUGUCCAACACCAGCAGAGUCAGGAGGAUCAACAUGGGACAAUUUCUACACGUGCUGCCCACCGGACACCUACAAUAAGCCCAACCAGUACAACACGAUAUGCCGUCAAGGAGUCAACCAGCCUACCUUGACCCAGUGCGCGAACACCACGUGGAAUCUUUACGCGUGGGAUAACACCGAUGAUGAUGCGUACGAGUAUUUUUGCUGUCUGCAGGGGUUACAAGGGUUCUACAGCAAGGAGAACAGCACAUAUGGAUAUUUUGGAUGCGUCAACUCGACCGACAUUGAUACCGAUACCAUGGGAACCCUCGAAAUCGCCGUGACGGGCACAUCAUCCGCCACAGCAACAGCAACUUCAACGUCCUCGACAACAUCAACUAGCACGACUGCCUCGGCUACCACGACUUCAUCGUCCGACACAACGGCAUCAGACGGCGGCUCUAGCUCCAACACCGGGGCAAUUGUCGGAGGCGUCGUCGGUGGUGUCUGUGGCGCAGCACUUAUUGCAGUAUUGGUCUGGCUGAUUUUCCGAUAUCGAGCGCGCGCUGCAAAAGGGGACCAGUCGACUGAGACAGCAGAGAUCAGUAACCAACAGCAGCCGCUGUACUCCGACAACCCAACAAAUAGCAACUCCGCCCCCUCACAGCCCAGCACUGGAAGCCAUGCACGUUCAGGCUUGCAAUCGCCCUCGGAGCUGUCUCCAGGCGAGCCUUCUGAGCUUAACGGGGACUCGCCUGGGCAGCAAUACGGUUUUUACGAGCUUGAGUCGGAAGCUGCUAAACGGCCGUCUUGA